Penaeus monodon (black tiger shrimp) is the source of this 3212-nucleotide messenger RNA. RefSeq names its product dynein heavy chain 3, axonemal-like. Gene Ontology annotation, biological process: microtubule-based movement. The record is from RefSeq and is a predicted model, not a curated record. Bases 255 to 3212 code for a protein of 985 amino acids. The transcript has 18 exons. Gene Ontology annotation, cellular component: dynein complex. NCBI's taxonomy places the organism in Eukaryota, Metazoa, Arthropoda, Malacostraca, Decapoda, Penaeidae. Gene Ontology annotation, molecular function: dynein intermediate chain binding; minus-end-directed microtubule motor activity; dynein light intermediate chain binding.
UGAGAAUGUAUCGUCGCCAGCAAUUCAGUUUCCUAACUUCCGUCCCAAGGUCCAUAUAAAUAUAAUUACACAGACCUUAUUCCCUCCCGCCUCUCCGCGCCCAGUCUGUGGUGCUGAGCUGCCUGGCGCCGCGGGAGACGGGCGGCUGGGGGGCCAAGGGUGGGCGGCGGCUGGUCGUGUUCAUCGACGACCUCCACCUGGCCUCCCACGACGACUACCAGGCACGACCCGUCCACGAGCUGGUGCGGGAGGCCAUGCAGAAGAAGAGCUGGUACGGCGUGGAUUCGACGGCAAGCGUGCCCCUGGAAGACAUCACGUGGAUCGGCGGCGCCUCCUUACACGCGGGCAGGGCUUCGGGCGGCGGGGGCGGCGGCGACGAGGAGAGGGCGCCCGACUUGCUGCACCCGCGAUGCCAGGCCGGCUUCAUGGCCAUCGCCGCCCACGCCCUCUCCAAGGACACCAUCGCCAGGGUCUUCACCACGCAGCUGAACGUCUUCCUCAGGGCCGGUGGCUUCGUGCCCGACGUGUUCACGGUAAUCCCGGGCGUCAUCUCAGGCACGAUGGGCGUCCUGGACCACGCCCAGACCGCCCUCCGCCCGACGCCCGCCAAGAGCCACUACACCUUCAGCCUCGCCACCGCCUCCCGCGUCGUCAACUCCAUCAGUUUCCUGAAGAAAGAGUCGAUGGAGACCAAGCGACACUUCGUCAGGGUGUGGGUUCACGAGGUGUACCGCGAGGUGUGCGACCGCCUGACGGAGGCCGCGGAGGUGACGGCGGUGUACCAGCUCCUCUUCCGAACCAUAAAGACCAGUUUCCGGGACAAGAUCCAUGUGAUUUUCGACAAAAUCUGCAAUGAGGAUGGAUCGGUGACGGAGGCGUGUCUGGAGCGCGUCUGCUGGGGCGUGAUGGGCAGCCUCGACACCCCGGCGGCGGAGAGGCGCUACGAGGAGCUGAUCGACGCCGCGCAGCUCCGGCAGACAAUCGCAGCCUUCGUCGAGGAGUACAACGGCCAGCACCAGACCAAGCUCAAUCUGGUCACCUUCAAGUACGUGGUACAGCACGUGUCGCGGAUCUGCAGAAUCCUUGGGCGUGCGGGCGGCCAUAUGAUGCUCGUGGGCUUGGGCGGGUCUGGGCGUCGCUCCCUCACCCACCUCGCCGCCCACAUCUGCGGCCAUCGACUGGUCCACCCGCGCAUCGUAGCCAGAGACGGCUACAGCGACCUCCGGCGAGUGUUGAAGGACGCCCUCAUCACAGCGGGCGUGGAGGAGAAGGCCACGGUCGUCCUGGUGGGAGAUGAGGUCCUGCAGCAUCCUUCCGUCCUGCAUCUCCUCAAUACUCUCAUCUUAACGGGAGAUGUGCCCAACCUCCUCUCGCCCGAAGACCAUAGUUAUCUGUUGGAGCGCCUCCGUCUGUACGCCGAGGACCGGGGCGUGACGGAGGCCGACCUGUGGCACGAGCAGGCGCAGCGCGUGGCGGACCUGGUGCAUGUGGUCAUCACGGCGCCGCCCACGCCCGAACUGAGGCAUGUGUUCGCCAGCUACCCCGCCCUCACCACCCACAUCACGGUCGACUAUUUCAAGCCGUGGCCGCGAGAGGCGCUGGUGAAGGUGGGCGAGCACUACCUGGAGGCGGUCCCGCUCAGGAGGUCGAUCAAGGACGCCGUUAUAUCCGCCGCCACCGCCACGCACCAGACGGCCAGGCGCGUGUCGGAGGACAUACUGACGGAAGGCAAGUGGUGCCCCCAAGUCACUCCGGCGAGCUACCUCCACCUUCUGCAGGAGUUCCGCGCCCUCUUCACCGCUCGUCAGACGCAGGUCACCGCCGUCAAGAAGAAGUACCUGUCAGGUCUCGACAAACUGGCCUUCGCCGCCUCCCAGAUCUCGGUCAUGCAGGAGAUGCUGGCCUCCCUUGGGCCGCAGAUCGAGGAGGCCACCCAAGACGUCAGCAAGAUGAUGGAGAUCAUAGAGCAGGAGUCUUUAGAAGUGGAAGAGAGGAGGAAACUAGUGUCGGCGGAGGAGGAGGAGGCCGGAGUGCACGCAGCGAAUGCCAGGGCCCUGCAGGAGGAGUGCCAGGCAGAGCUCAACCAGGCAAUGCCAGCGUUGCACGAGGCCGUGGAGUCUCUGAACACGCUCAAGCCAGCGGACAUCACGGUGGUCAAGAGCAUGAAGAAUCCUCCGCAGGCCAUCAAGCUCGUCAUGGCGGCCGUGUGCGUCAUGCUCGAGAUCAAGCCGGAGAAGAUGAAGAACAGCAGUGGGAAGACGAUCUUCGAGUACUGGGGCCCGAGCAAGCGCCUGCUGGGAGACAUGAGCUUCCUGCAGCAGCUGAAGGAUUACGACAAGGACAACAUCCCCGAGGCCGUGAUGGACAAGAUCAACAAGGAGUACGUUCGACUGCCGGAGUUCGACCCCGUCUCGGUGGCCAAGGCUUCCAGCGCGGCGGAGGGCCUGUGCAAGUGGGUGCGGGCCAUGGCCUCCUACAACGCCAUCGCCAAGAUCGUGGCGCCCAAGAGGGAGCGUCUGGCGGAGGCGGAGGAGGAGGUGAGGGAGCGGAUGGGCAUCGUGGAGGGCAAGAGGAACGAGUUGCGACAGCUGGAGGAGAAGUUGGAGAACCUCCAGCGAAGGUUCUCUCUCUCCUGCCGUGAGAAGGAGAAGCUGGAGAACGAGCAGAAGCUGUGCGGACUCAAGCUGGAGAGAGCGAGGAAACUCAUAAGUGGCCUGGGCGGCGAGCGGUCCCGGUGGGAGGGCGCGGCCGAAACCGCCGGAGCCGAGCUACUGCGCCUGCCCGGAGACACCUUGCUGGCCGCCGCGUCACUCGCCUACCUGCCGCCCCACCAGCCGGAAGUCAGGGAGCGCGUGCUAGCCGAGUGGAGCCAGGCCGUGGUGGAGGCGGAGCUCGAGGUGACCACGCCCUUCAGCCUGGUGGACAUCCUGACCCCGCCCCUGCACGUGAGGGCGUGGGGGCUCGAGGGACUGCCCACCGACGCCUUCUCGCUCCAGAACGCCACGGCAAUCAAGCACACCGUCAAAUGGCCGUACUUGGUGGACCCGGACGAGCAAGGGACGCGCUGGCUGCAGCUCCACGAGGCCGCCAAUGAACUAGUGGUUCUUCGCGAGCAGGAUUUCAACGCCCCGCCUCCGAUGGGUAUGGUGGCCCAGAAACGCUGCUGGAGGACGCGCUGCCUGCUGUCUCCAAGGGGCCGCGGUUCUCGCUGA